GUGUCUUUUGACAUCCUCGACACCAAGUUCGACAUGAUUCUAGGCAUGUCUUGGUUGCGUAGCGCCGAUCAUCCGGUGAACUUUCAUGACCGAACCGUUCACAUCCGUGAUCGGAACGGAGUGUUAGUCCCAUGUACGGUCGCAACCCCUCACACUUCGAUUGCUUGUCACGUGGUUUCCGUUGCGAGAAUUCGCGACGCCAUUGCUCGGAAUGACAUCGAGGAGAUGGGCCUUGUAUUCUUGCAUGCUCUCCCCUUGCCGGAUGGACCAGCCGCGUCACCGCCGGACCCACGCAUUUCUCACCUCUUGGAUGAGUAUAGAGACGUCUUCGAGGCUCCCAUCGGAACGGUUCCGGAUCAGCCCAUACGUCACGGGAUCACUCUCGAGGCUAGCGUCGUCCCUCCGCGUGGAUGCCUCUACCGCAUGAGCGAAGAGGAACUCGAGGUGCUUCGCGCACAACUCGAUGACCUUCUUGACAAGGGUUGGAUUCGCCCUAGUUGUUCGCACUAUGGUGCCCUUGUUCUCUUCGUCCGGAAGAAGAACAAAGAUCUACGGUUAUGCAUCGAUUAUCGUAAACUUAACGCACAAACCAUUGACAUCCAGCCUCAAGAUCGGUACAAGACCGCGUUCAAGACGCGGUACGAACAUUUUGAGUGGGUUGUCAUGCCUUUUGGCCUCACCAACGCCCCCGCGACUUUCCAAGCAGUGAUGACGACUGAGUUUCGCGACUUGCUCGAUCGCAGCGUCCUCAUCUACCUUGAUGACAUCUUGGUUUACAGUAGGACGUUGGACGAGCACAUCGUACACCUUCGCAUUGUUCUGGAUCGUUUGCGACUAGCCAAGUACAAAGCGAAUCUCGACAAGUGCGAGUUCCCCAAGCAGGAGCUUGAGUACUUGGGUCAUUUUGUCACGCCGAAAGGCAUUCGUCCCUUAGCGGACAAGAUCCAAGCCAUCGUGGAUUGGCCGGAACCCCGUUGCACGACGGAUGUACGCUCUUUUAUGGGUUUGGCUGGAUAUUAUCAGCAAUUAAUCGAGUCAUACUCGAAAGUGGCCGCUCCUUUGUCGAGACUUCAGUCCCCUAAGGUGCCCUUCGAGUUCGACGACGCAGCCCGUGGCGCGUUCACUACGUUGAAGGCAGCAAUGCAAGCCCCACAUGCCCUCCGUAUAUAUGACCCCACCCUUCCCACCCAAGUGACUACGGACGCUUCGGGAUACGGUAUCGGUGCGGUGUUGGAACAGUGUCACGAGGACGGUUGGCAUCCGGUCGAGYACUUCUCCCAAAAGGUGCCUCUCGUAAACACUCUCGACGACGCUAGGAAGAAAGAGCUACUCGCGUUCGUCACCGUUCUCAAACGGUGGCGCCACUUUCUUCUCGGCCGUCGACGUUUUAAAUGGAAUACGGAUAACAAUCCGUUGACCUUUUACAAAACGCAGGAUACGGUCACUAGCACGAUCGGUCGACGGAUGUAUUACAUCGACCAGUUCGACUUUGACCCGUGCCACAUUCUCGGUCCCGCCAAUCGAGCUGCGGACGCCCUCUCACGACGGCCCGACUUUUGUGCCAUAGUGACCACGACAUUCGACCUCGAUGACGAUCUGCAGCCGCAUUUCGUCAAAGGCUACAAGUCCGAUCCGACUUACUCUACGCUUUACGCGGAGCUUUCAUCGGAUCACCCGCUGGCUAGCCACUAUCGGAUUUUCGACGGGUUCCUUCUCCUUCACGCGAGAGGAAAGGACUUGUUAGUUGUGCCCCAAGAUUGCAUCUUACGGACUCGUCUUCUCGGCGAAUUCCACGAGGCACGACUUUCGGCACACCUUGGCGUGAACCGCACAUUAGCACGCCUCCGGCGGCGUUUUCACUGGCCCGACGUCCUUCAUGACGUUACGAGGUACAUUGAGUCAUGUGCAGUUUGCCACCGUAACAAGGGUCGAUCUCGAGUCCCCUUCGGCGAACUGAAACCGUUGCCGAUUCCUCGGGCACCGCGCCUCUCCAUUGCUAUGGACGUGACAGGCCCGUUCCCCCGUGAUCGCCACGGCCAUGACGGUAUUCUCACGGUCGUUGACCGUUUGAGCAAGUAUGCUCGCUUCCUUCCUUGCAAGUAUCAUGCUGUAGCGCCUGAGCUCGCACGACUCUUGCACACCGGUUGGAUUACCAACCAGGGUGUUCCGGAAGACAUAACGGAUGGCCAGACGGAGCGAGCGCACCAGACCGCUCAGAUGAUGUUGCGUACGCUCAUCCGUCCCGACCAGAAAGAUUGGGUUGACCGGCUUCCCGACAUCGAGUUCGCCUAUAACACUUCGGUGCACCCGGCGAUCUGCGUCACACCAUUCGAGCUACAUCAUGGUGGAGAGAAAGCACGGAUCUUCGCUGAUCUCCUUUUGCCACAGGCUGCCGACAUAGACGUCCCUUGCUCUCCCGCUUCCGUUCGGAAGUACCGGGACUUGCUGAUCAAAGCCCGCGCGAAUAUGCAAAAGGCUCAGGUCCGCAUGCAGCAGCAGGCUAACCGACGUCGACUUCCAUGUCCUUUCCGCGAGGGAGACCUUGUUUGGGUCCUCUCCGAGGAAUUUGCUCUCGAGCAAGACGUUUCGCGCAAACUCCUUCCGAAAUGGUUCGGACCAUGGGAAGUCACUUCUGUCGUUGGAGACGACCCCGCAGGUCCUUCCUUUGUGGUCAACAUUCCUCCGCACCUUCCAGUGCACCGGGUCUUCCACGCGUCGAAGCUGGCCAUCUACACGCCACCUUCCGCCGACGAGUUUCCCGGCCGUCGAUCACAGGAUCCGCCUUCUAUGGACGGACAUCAGGAAGUCGACCGAGUCAUCACGCAUUGCAAGUAUGGCAACAAGCCAAUGCAGUUCAAAGUCACAUUCAAACAAUGUGCGCCUGAUGACACUCGGUGGAUCUCCAGUACAGAUUUGCAGACUUCUGGACCCCUUAUCUUCGCCAACUAUGAGAAGCGACGCCUUGCUAAGGAAGCAGCUCAGAAGGCCGGAGGGGUAGAAGGAAAAGAGGGGAAGGAGGAAUGGGACCCGUUCAGUGAUGCUUUUGGAACGCAACCGAUGGAGGUAGAGUUCCUGUCUCUGCUCUCCCCACCGCCGGAGGUAGUCAAGGCAGAAAACGAUCAGCAGGAUGCCCAAGGGGUGCCCCCUGCAGAUAUGGAUGUCGAUCAUAAGUUGAGGGCGGUGGCAGAUUUCGCUGCUGGAGAUCAUGAGGGCCAGGGAAACACCGUCGUCGGGCCCAGGGAAUCGCUGGAUUUGUUGUCCAGCGGUAGCCCAGUGCGAAUCGGGCUCCGCGCGGCUCCGCUCCACGAGGGGAGGACGAGAAGCAGGAUGAGGUGCGGGAGAAGGAACGAGAAAAGGACCAAGAGGAGCGGGAGGAGGGGGAGUACGAAGGGGGAGGAUGAGGGGGRGGAUGAGGGGGAGGAGGAGCGGGAGGAGGAGCAGGAGGAGGAGCGGCGGUUCCGGGGAAAGCUCGGAAGGAUGACCGGGAGGAGGAGGAGGACGAGAGGAAGAGAAGAAGGAGGUGCGGGAGAAGGAGCAGGAGAAGGAGCGGGAGAAGGAGCGGGAGAAGGAGCGGGAGAAGGAGUGGGAGGAGCGGGUGGAGGAGGGGGAGGAGAAGCGGGAGGAGCGGGAGGAGCGGGAGGAGGAGCGGGAGGAGGAGCGGGAGGAGGAGGAGGAGGAGCGGGAGGAGUGGUAGGAGAAGGAGCGGCUGAAAACGGGGAGGGGGAGCUAACGAACGCGCCUAUGCUCGACCUUUCACAACUCCGCCUCUUCGAUGAGCAAGACUCGGAGGGCGCAGACCCGCUGCGUAGCCUACCGUGUGAACUAGUAGUGGAGCCAGGCCCCAUGCGUCUUCAGUGUGACCCGCCGGUCGCGCCCGCCUUCCUGUGGGUCCUGUGGGUCCAGGGAGAAACAGAAGCGGGUGCUGCUGCUACCGAGUGCUUGGGCGUGCUUGCGAUAGUCGAGUUUGAGAGAGUCGAGCUGAAGCGGAGGGAAAGCGGAGGGCGAAUCUGGUGGGAUGGUGGCGGGGAACAGUGGCUCGAGCGCGCGCGAAGCUCCAUUCCGUCUUCAGAGCCGGACUCCUCCGUUGCGCGGCAGUGUUCCAGUAGCUUGACGAUGCAUGCUCUCACGUCGGGAUCCGAUCGGCUUGCCGGAGUCGCUCACUGUCGCGGGAAGGGUGGGGUGUGGACAAAAGAAGCAAAAGAGGAAGAGGAAGACAAGAUGGAAAGCUCAUCGACGAUUGCUUCUUCUUCGGACAAAGAAUGUGGCUCCGACGAGCCGGAGCGCAAGAGGCGGCAUGCCAAUAACAGUGUAUUUUCUCCUCCUCUCAAAAAGAUGACCAUAUCGACGACGCACGACGAUAAGAAGGUCGAUCCGGGGAUGCUUGCGUACCAAAACCGGAAGUUGUCGGAGCAACUCGCUUUGCAGAGGGAGGAGAUAAACUCCUACGAGGGCAAGCUGAGAGAACUUCAGGCGAAACAGUCCCGAUACGAUGACGUACUCAUGGUAGUGAACCGAGCGUGGGAUUUCCUGGUCCGUGACUUGGAGCUGCUGGCGAUUCGGGCAAAUGGGGGCGAACGGGGAGGGAGUAACGGAAUGGUUAGGGUAUUGGAGAAAUCGCAGGAGAUGGAAGAAGAAGAAGAGGAGGGAAAAGGAGGAGGAGGACGAGGAGAGGGAGGAGAAGGUGGGGCCGGGUCGGGAGGAGUAGACUCAGUGCCACCGGAGGAUACGUUCUUGUAUCGUCUAAUAGGGAGAGAGAAAUGGCGCGAAAGGAAGGCAGAUGGCGCGGGAUGUGGUGGCGGGAAUUCUGUGGAUAAGGACAGAGGAGGCAGCAGCUUAUCGUCGCAAUCGGAUAAGGAGAGUCUAAGCUAUGUGGAGAACGCUCUCGGAGCUCGCAGAGAAGCCACGAAGAAGACGCUUGAGCUGGUCGUCGAGGCCAUUGAAGCGAACAGGCGGCACAACGAGGAGUUGGCAUCAUCCUUAAGACGCGGGUUGUCAGAUGAGAACGAGGCUUGCCGCCUGCUGAAGGCCAGCGAUGCGGAUGUGCGCGCGGAACUAGCUUCCGUCCGAGCGGCGAUGGAUUCCUUGCACGUCCAGCAUCGCGAGAUUGCGGCGGAGAAUGGCGAGCUGUGCGACCUCCGUGCAAAGGACCUGUGUGAAGUGAGGCGGCUGAAGGCGGAGCUCGACAAUACCGUGACGGAAUUGGAGAACGCGAGGAGGAAGUUGGCAGCAGUGAAGAGCCAGAAAGAGCGUUCAUCGGCGGGAAGCGGAAGUUUGCCCACUUUGAUAGGAGUUGGCGGCGGAGCAGGAGGAUUAGGGUCCGCGUCAUUGCCAGGGACUGUGAAGAAUGAAAGUGGGGCUGGAGGAGGAGGAGGGGGGGGAGGAGGAGGAGGAGGAGGAGGAGGAGGAGGAGAGAAGUCAGGGGUCUCGGCGGCUCUGGAGAAGAGAAUCACAGAGCUGGAGGCGAUGGUGGAAGAGAAGGAGAAACUGGCCGCGAGCCGUAUGAAAGAGUUGGAAGACGCACAUGCCACUCAAAUCAGCUUGUCGCAACAACUACGGCACGUGCAGUCUACUCUGAAUGACGAGCAACACGUUCUGGGGACCCGGCCGUACCUGAUGCUGAAGGACCAGCUGCAGGGCACCAACGUGGAGCUGGAAAGAUUCCGAGUAAUCAUCGAGCAGAUGCAACGUGAAAGAGAUAUGAUGCUGCAGAGGGAGAAGGAGAUGCUGUUCAAGGCAGAGGCGGGGGACACUGCGCGCCGAGUGAAUCAAAUCACGGAGGCGCGGUGUGGGGAUCUGGAGGUUAAGCUGCAGCAGUGCGUGUCGGACAGAGACGCUCUGCAGCGUCGACUGGAAGAGGAGGCUCAGGCCACGGGCAGGAAAGAGACCAUCUCCGAGUUGAAGGUCAUGAUCAGCACUCUUCACAAGGAGCUGAACAUGGUCCAGUCGCAAUUAUCCAAGUUCAAGGAGACGGCGCGAGAGGUCUACGGUUUGCGCGCGGAGGUGCAGGCGAUGAGCUCGACCGUGGAGAGGAAGCGGCAGGAGUGCGCGGAGCUGGCGGAGAAGUGCGCCACGCAGGCUGUGGAACUGUCGCGCAUAAGAGAAGAGGUGAAGGCUCUGAGAGACAGCGAGCAGGAGGUAAGGUUUUUCGUGGACAUGUACGAGAGGGAAUCGACGGACACGCGGGAGGUCGCGGAGGUCAAGCAGGCGGAGAAGAGAGCGCUGGCGCAAGUGGAGAGGCUCAAGGCGGCGCUAGACGAGCAUAGCCUAGAGCUGCGCGUGAAGGCGGCCAACGAGGCGGAGGCGGCGUGCCAGCAACGGCUCGCCGCGUCCGAAGCCGAAGUUGCGAAUCUGAGGCAGGCAUUAGACAGCUUGGACAGGGAGCUGGCCUCUCUUAGGGAACAGCUGAAUGAGAAGAACGAGGAGGGGGAGGCGUAUAUCUCCGAGAUUGAGACCAUCGGCCAGGCCUACGAGGAGAUGCAGAGUCAGAAUCAACGUCUUCUUCGGCAAAUCUCGGAACGUGACGAAUACAACACCCAGUUGAUGUCGGAGAGUGUGAAGGCGAAGCAGCUGCAAUCUUCGUUGUUGGCGGAGAAGGAGGCGAUGACGAGCAAGGUGAGGCACGCGACGGCGUCGGCGGAUCUGUAUAAGAAGAGAGUGGGGAGGCUGGAGGAGCAGCUGAAGGCUUACACAGAGCAGUUAGCGAAGGCGACGGAGGAAAUGAGGCAGUACGGAAAUGCAUUGGACGUAGCGAAGAGGAGGACGGCGGAGCUGGAGAGAGAAGCGGCCAUGGCGAGAGCGGCUUUCGAGGCGGCACAGAGAGAGCUCGAAGAUCGGUCGAAGAAGAUUCAGGAGGACGGUGUGGAAUUGGAAAAAGAGAGGUUCAAGAGGAAGCGAGUGGAGGAAGAGUGCGAGAUGCUCAGCGCUAAGAUAGCCCGGCUGACAUCGCACCAUGAUAGAGUCGCCACCGUCGAGCAGUUGCAAGAGGAAAUCAGGGCCUACAAGGCGAUUCUCAAAUGUAGCGUGUGCCACGACAGGCCCAAGGAGGUGGUCAUCACCAAAUGCUUUCAUCUGUUUUGCAGCCAGUGCAUUCAGCGCAAUCUGGAGCUAAGGCACCGGAAAUGCCCAGGGUGCGGGGUUACGUUUGGCCAGAACGAUGUCCGCAACGUGUACAUAUAGAGUCUGUUCUUUUUUUCUUCUACGUUUUCAAGUCACCUAACAUUUUUUUCUUCUGCCCUCUCCCUUCUUGUCUGUGUCCUAUGGGCGGCAGAGCAUGGCAAGGCAAGGCAAUGCAUGUUUUCGUGUCGUUCACCCAUCCCCCCGUUGGCUGGCGGAGCGACGGUGUGUGCUAAGCGGCCGGUUUGACAGGUUCGUGUGGGCACGGAGCUUGCGAGUCUUCGUGUCCUCCUGGCGGGAGAGAGAGAGAGAGAGAGAGAGAGAGAGAGAGAGAGAGAGAGAGAGAGAGAGAGAGAGAGAGAGAGAUGGGAGUUCGUGGCAAUAGGGUGCACGCAAAGAGGAGUGUUUUGGAACGAGCUGUGGGAGUGGUGUCUUGUGGCCUGAGAAGAAAGAACGGGAGGUUGGGUGUCUGGAUGAAGAGCUGAAGAGGAUGAUGGGGAAGCGUUUCAGGAGGACGGCAGGAUGUAGGGCUUAUGAUGAGAAGACAGAACGGGAGGUCCAAUGCAAGGAAGAGCAUGGUUCUUUAGAAAGUGAAAUAAAUUGAAAAGAGUGAA
This is a messenger RNA of Chara braunii, 7727 nucleotides long. NCBI's taxonomy places the organism in Eukaryota, Viridiplantae, Streptophyta, Charophyceae, Charales, Characeae. The record is from the annotation of a GenBank genome assembly.